Molecule: messenger RNA, 1307 nt
Organism: Meloidogyne enterolobii
Lineage: Eukaryota; Metazoa; Nematoda; Chromadorea; Rhabditida; Meloidogynidae
Source: the annotation of a GenBank genome assembly
UUUUGGAGGCAGUUGACAUUUUGAAACAUUUUCGAUGAUUCUGCCAUUUUGGAAUAUUUUGAGUUUUUGACAUUUUGAAACAUUUUCGCGGUAGUUGACAUUUUUAAAUAAUAUGGGGAUAUUGGGCAUUUUUAAACAUUUUGGAGGCAGUUGACAUUUUGAAACAUUUUCGAUGAUUCUGCCAUUUUGGAAUAUUUUGAGUUUUUGACAUUUUGAAACAUUUUCGCGGUAGUUGACAUUUUUAAAUAAUAUGGGGAUAUUGGGCAUUUUUAAACAUUUUCGGAGUAUUUGAAUUUUAAUUUUUAGCGGAAAAGGAAUACAGUAUCAACGAUUUGAUAGUCGAAUUCGAGGUUCACGUCGAUGUUCAACAAGCAUGUUUGGAAAGCACAAAAUUCCUGUUGGAUUUAUUCGGAAAUAAACAGAAUAAAGACAAAGAAAACGGCAACAAAGAAAAUAAAUCAAAGUUAAAAAAUGAAACAAUAUUAAAAUUAUUUAAAGCUUCAGAAGCAAUAGUAGGGGAAGUAAAGAAGUUGAUAGGUGAAUUUGAAGAAGUAUUAGAUAAUGGAUUAAAAGAAGAAUUGGAUGAACAAGAAGACUACAAGAGAAGAUUUUAUAAAAAUCAAGGGAGAAGAUUGAGGGAUUUGGACCUUUAUUAUCACAUUCCUGAAGGAUUAUUUCUUGAUUCCUUGCCAGAUUAUAUUAUGGGUGGAUUAAAAGAUUAUGAUACUGACAAUGAAUUUAAGACAAAUAGGGCAAGAUUGUUUAGCAAAUUUUUGAGUAAUAAGGAAGAUGUGUGUGUUGAAAAUGAAGAAGAUAACGAAGAGGAGGGAGAAGUUGUGGUUGUUGAAGAAGAUGUCAAAGAGAAUCCUUGGCAAAAAGCAUACAAUGCAUUUAAGAGACAAUUGUCUGGGAAGAAACAAGGGUUUUUGAAGAAACAAGAGUCUUUAAAGACACAAGGGUCCUUCAAGAAAGAAGAGCCUUUGACGAGACAUGAGUCAUUGAAGAAACUAGGGUCUUGGAAGAAACAGAAUUCUUUAAAGACACAAGGAUCCUUCAACGAGACUUUGAAGAAUCAGGGGUCUUUAAAGACACAAGGAUCCUUCAUUGAGUCCUUGAAGAAACAAAACUCUUUCUCCCUUAAAAAUUUCAAACCGAACUGGAAAGACGUUGUUAAAUAUACGACUAGAUUAAAUGAUAUUUGCAAGGUCUUCAAAAUGAAGGAUGUUGAUAAUCUUUUACUUACAAAAAAGGACAAAUUUUAUUUUGAUAUCGAGCAUAGAAAAAAUUUACGCAAAUUAAAUAGGUAA